Prorocentrum cordatum is the source of this 2031-nucleotide messenger RNA. The record is from the annotation of a GenBank genome assembly. Lineage: Eukaryota; Dinophyceae; Prorocentrales; Prorocentraceae.
AUGCCCGCCCGAUGGGCCCUGGCCGCCGCCCCGGCGGCGCUCGCCGCAGCCCGCGGAGCGGCACCGCAGCCUCGGGCGGCGCCGGGCGCGUGCGCCGCGGCGAGCCUCCCCGCCCCACCACGCGGCGGCGGCGAGCACCUGCUGCUGCAGCGCCCCCCGCGGGGCGGCUCGUUGCUGGCGCGCCUCGCGGGGGGCGCCCGCGGGGGGGCCGCCGCGUGCGAGGACGCGCCGCCCCCGCAGUGGGAGCUCCCGUGCGCCUCGUACGGGUACUUGUGCGCGGACGGCGAGUGGGGGGGUCAGGUCCAAUCGUACUGCCCGGUGACAUGCGGCACGUGUCCGGCGACGGCAGCGAUAGGAACGACGUGCGAGGACGCACCGCCCGCGCAGUGGGAGUUCCCGUGCUCCUCGUACGAGCAUUUGUGCGCGGAUGGUCAAUGGGGGGGCCAGGUCCGGUCUCAUUGCCCGUUGACCUGCGGCACCUGCCCAGAGACGGCAGCGACAAGAAACGGCAGUUCGGUGACGGCAGCGCCAGGGCUGGCGUGCGCGGACGCGCCACCAGAAACGUGGACGCAGCCUUGCAGUUUCUACGCGAGUUUUUGCAGCAACCCUGGCUAUGAGGCUCUGAUGGCCACGCACUGCCGCCAGACGUGCGGCUUGUGCGGCGGCGCCAGCGGGGCUGUUGCGCGGCCGAACCAGACCAUUGGCAGCACUGGCCGCUGCAAGGCCCUGUCCGACAAUUCCAACAAACUGGCACAGUCCCUGCACGUGGUGCUUGUGCCGUCAGGCUUCGGCGGUGACUUGGCCGCUUUCGAGCGCGCGGCGCGCAAGAUGUACCAAGUCUUCUCCAGCUACAGGCCCUUCGAUGCGGACAAAGUCGAUGCGUUACAGGUCUGGUACGUGGACGCCGAGCUUGACGAGAGCACCGAGCUGUGCGUCUUCGGCGACGAUGCCAAUGGCUCGAUCCCGGGCUGCGCGGCGGUGGACCGCCUCCUUUGCUGCCCUGGUAAGGACAGGCUUGUGGAACAUGCUGAACGCCACUGCGGGUCUGGCCUGGUCAUGAACACCCUCAUCGUGCACAACGACGCGAGGUACGGCGGCGCUGGGUUUCCCUGGACAGCUGCAGCUUCCGUAUCUGUGAACGAAAGUUCUGCACAGAUCGCCAUUCACGAGCUGGGGCACUCUCUCUUUGGGCUGGGUGACGAGUACACGGUCGGAUGGGGCAACGCCGAUGAAGAUCCGAAUUGCGACAGAUCUGGCUGCUCGAAGUGGUCAGAUCUGAUCGGGAAGUGGGGCGUCGGGUGCAAGCCAGGGAAAUGCGGCGACGGCGCCUGGUACUGUGCAGAGGAGACCAUGAUGGCAAGUUUCAGCUGGAAGUUCGGCGAAGUCAACGAGCGCAUCUCCUGCUGCAAGUACUUCUACCACACCGGGAGCAUUCCUAGGUAUUGCCAGAAGUUCAAUGAGGACGGGCUCGACCUCACCUCGUAUUGCAACGGCACGCUGUGGCACGGAAGGUACACGAACUUGGGGACCGACGUGACUUUGCUGCAGGGGAACGGCUCCUCAUCCAGGCCACUGGGCGAGCCCGGGUCCGACCUGCAGGGCACGCCCUACGUCCAGGUGGCCAGCCCCGUGGCGUGGACGCUGCGGGCGCUGCCUCCCCGUUCAGAGGCAGAGCUGGACGGCGAGCAGUGGGAGUGCGUGCGGAGCGAAGAGCCGGUGCCGGACGGGCUGUACCUCCGCGAGACGGUGGAAGGCGACCUCGCCGGUGCCCGCGAUCAUGGGCGGCUGGGCGGCCACGGCACGGUGGUCGUGGAGGUGCUGGGCAGCGGGUCUCGCCAGGUGGACCGCACGAUCACGCUCACGGUGGACAGACAGGUGGAGGUGCCCUUCCCCGUGAGCGGCGGUGGCGACGAGGACCAGCAACCCGUCGUCUACGAGCGGCGGGGCUCGAUGCGGGUGGUGCUCCGCUCCGGGGAGGGCUGCCGCGUGCGGCCCUCUGCGCAGGGAGGUAGCGCCGCCGCGGCCGAGUGA